Molecule: messenger RNA, 3921 nt
Organism: Rosa rugosa (rugosa rose)
Lineage: Eukaryota; Viridiplantae; Streptophyta; Magnoliopsida; Rosales; Rosaceae
Product: coatomer subunit alpha-1
Exons: 5
Coding region: 181-3840 (1219 amino acids)
Biological process (GO): retrograde vesicle-mediated transport, Golgi to endoplasmic reticulum; endoplasmic reticulum to Golgi vesicle-mediated transport; intra-Golgi vesicle-mediated transport
Cellular component (GO): COPI vesicle coat
Molecular function (GO): protein binding; structural molecule activity
Source: RefSeq, a predicted model, not a curated record
CUCUCUCUCUCUCUCUCUCCAUUAAUCUUCUCUGCACUUUCUCUCCCUCAGACUCCUCCAUAUAAAUAGAGAGAGAGUACAUCUCAGGCUUUGGCUCUGGAGGUAAAUUUUGGAUGCAUUAGCGACUCGUUUGGAUCCUCUCACCCACUGAUCGGAUCUAAGUGAUCGCGGUGGUGAAAGAUGUUGACCAAGUUCGAGACGAAGAGUAAUAGAGUGAAGGGACUGAGCUUCCACACUAAGAGGCCGUGGAUCCUCGCGAGUCUGCACAGCGGUGUGAUCCAGCUAUGGGACUACCGUAUGGGGACUCUCAUUGAUCGAUUCGAUGAGCACGACGGCCCUGUUCGCGGUGUUCAUUUCCACAAAUCUCAGCCUCUCUUUGUGUCUGGAGGGGACGAUUACAAGAUUAAAGUUUGGAACUACAAGAUGCAUAGAUGUCUUUUUACUCUUCUCGGGCAUCUAGAUUAUAUCCGAACCGUGCAAUUUCACCAUGAGUACCCAUGGAUUGUGAGUGCCAGUGAUGACCAGACUAUUCGUAUAUGGAACUGGCAGUCGCGCACUUGUAUUUCAGUUUUGACAGGCCACAAUCAUUAUGUUAUGUGUGCCUCAUUCCAUCCUAAAGAAGACCUUGUCGUAUCUGCCUCCUUGGAUCAGACUGUCCGUGUUUGGGAUAUUGGUUCUCUGAAAAAGAAGUCUGUGUCCCCUGCGGAUGACAUACUGCGACUAAGUCAGAUGAACACAGAUCUUUUUGGUGGUGUUGAUGCUGUUGUUAAGUAUGUCUUGGAAGGGCAUGACCGAGGUGUCAAUUGGGCUUCAUUCCACCCCAACCUGCCCCUCAUUGUCUCAGGAGCAGACGAUCGCCAAGUUAAAUUGUGGCGGAUGAAUGAUACUAAGGCUUGGGAAGUGGACACGUUGAGAGGUCACAUGAAUAAUGUUUCAUGUGUUAUGUUUCAUGCUAAGCAGGAUAUAAUUGUAUCCAACUCAGAGGACAAAAGUAUCCGUGUCUGGGAUGUGACAAAGCGAACUGGAAUUCAAACUUUCCGACGAGAGCAUGAUCGCUUUUGGAUUCUUUCAUCUCACCCUGAAAUGAAUCUGUUAGCAGCAGGUCAUGACAGUGGGAUGAUCGUCUUUAAGUUAGAGAGGGAAAGACCGGCCUUUGCCGUCAGUGGUGAUUCUCUGUUCUAUGCUAAAGACCGCUUUUUGAAGUUCUACGAGUUUUCAACCCAGAGAGAUACACAAGUUAUUCCAAUUCGACGACCUGGUUCUAUCACUUUAAAUCAAAGUCCAAGGACCCUUUCUUACAGUCCUUCAGAAAAUGCAGUUCUUGUUUGCUCAGACUUGGACGGGGGAUCCUAUGAGUUGUAUUUCAUACCCAGAGACAGCAUUACUAGGGGUGACAGUGCGCAAGAUGCUAAGAGAGGUGUUGGUGGUUCAGCUGUGUUUGUAGCACGGAAUAGGUUUGCUGUGCUUGAGAAAAGCACAAACUCUGUCCUGGUAAAGAAUUUGAGGAAUGAGGUUGUUAAAAAGACUCCCCUUCCUUUUUCCGCUGAUGCAAUAUUCUACGCUGGAACAGGUAAUUUGCUGUGUAGGUCAGAGGACAAAGUGUUUAUAUUUGAUCUCCAGCAGAGGACUGUUCUUGGUGAACUUCAAACCCCCUUCGUCAAGUAUGUUGUUUGGUCUAAUGACAUGGAAAGUAUUGCCUUGCUCAGCAAACAUGCCAUAAUUAUUGCUAGCAAGAGGCUUGUGCACCAGUGCACUCUUCAUGAGACAAUCCGUGUAAAGAGUGGUGGUUGGGAUGACAACGGUGUUUUCAUUUAUUCAACUCUGAAUCACAUUAAAUAUUGUCUACCUAAUGGAGAUAGUGGAAUAAUCAGAACGCUUGAUGUUCCUAUCUACAUUACGAAAGUUUCUGCAAAUACUAUCUUUUGCUUGGAUCGGGAUGGGAAAAAUAAGGCCAUAGUUAUUGAUGCCACAGAAUACAUCUUCAAGUUAUCCCUUUUGAAGAAGAAAUAUGACAAUGUUAUGAGCAUGAUAAGGAACUCACAGCUCUGUGGGCAGGCGAUGAUAGCUUAUCUGCAACAGAAGGGGUUCCCCGAAGUUGCCCUCCAUUUUGUGAAAGAUGAAAGAACUCGAUUCAAUCUGGCAUUAGAGAGUGGGAAUAUUCAAAUUGCGGUUGAAUCUGCCACAGCAAUUGAUGAAAAAGAUUACUGGUAUAGGUUGGGUGUGGAGGCUCUUCGACAGGGCAAUGCAGGUAUUGUAGAGUUUGCCUACCAGAGGACCAAAAAUUUUGAAAGGCUGUCUUUCCUUUAUCUCAUAAAUGGUAAUACGCAGAAACUGUCCAAGAUGCUGAAAAUUGCUGAGGUCAAGAAUGAUGUCAUGGGUCAGUUUCACAAUGCACUGUAUCUGGGGAAUGUUGAGGAGCGCAUUAAGAUAUUGGAGAAUGUUGGUCACUUGCCCCUUGCUUAUAUUACAGCAAAAAUUCAUGGGCUGCAUGAUGUUGCCGAAAGGCUAGCAGCUGAGUUGGGGGAUAAUCUUCCAACUUUGCCCGAGGGUAAAGCACCACCAACUCUUUUGACUCCCCCAACACCAAUCAUGUGUGGUAGUGAUUGGCCACUUCUCAGAGUAAUGAGAGGUAUAUUUGAAGGUGGGUUGGAUAAUAUCGGCAGGGGAGCUGUGGAUGAAGAGGAUGAGGCUGUUGAUGGUGACUGGGGUGAGGAGCUGGACAUGGUUGAUGUUGAUGGGUUACAAAAUGGAGUUGUCCUUCCAGGUUUGGAAGGUGAGGAAGUGCCUGGAGAAGAUGAUGGAGAGGGAGGAUGGGACCUUGAAGAUUUGGAGCUCCCCCCUGAAGCUGACACACCUAGGACUUCUGUUAAUACUCAUUCAUCAGUUUUUGUUGCUCCAACUACUGGCAUGCCUGUAAGCCAGAUUUGGAUCCAGAGAUCAUCUCUUGCCGCUGAGCAUGCCGCUGCAGGCCAUUUUGAUACUGCGAUGCGGUUGCUGAACAGGCAACUUGGGAUUAAAAACUUCACUCCUUUGAGGCAAUUGUUCCUCGAUCUUCAUUCUGGAAGCCACAGCUAUCUACGGGCAUUUUCGUCUGCUCCGGUGAUAUCAUUAGCAGUUGAGCGUGGGUGGAAUGAAACUACCACGCCAAAUGUCAGAAACCCACCAGCACUUGUGUUCAAUUUUUCUCAGUUGGAAGAGAAACUCAAAGCUGGUUACAAGGCUACAACUGCUGGGAAGUUCACUGAAGCUCUCAGGCUCUUUCUUAGCAUUCUUCAUACAAUUCCUUUGAUUGUUGUUGAUUCAAGGAGAGAAGUUGAUGAAGUUAAGGAGUUAAUUGUAAUAGUCAAGGAAUAUGUUCUGGGCUUGCAAAUGGAGCUGAAGAGAAGGGAAAUGAAAGAUAAUCCAGUACGUCAGCAGGAGCUUGCAGCUUAUUUCACACACUGCAAUCUUCAAUUGCCUCACUUAAGGCUUGCUUUGCUUAAUGCAAUGACAGUUUGCUACAAGGCAAAGAACCUUGCCACUGCAGCUAACUUUGCCAGACGGCUAUUGGAGACGAACCCCACCGUUGAGAGUCAGGCAAAGUUACCCAGGCAAGUGCUGCAGGCGGCAGAGAAGAAUAUGACUGAUGCUUCUCAACUGAACUAUGACUUCAGAAAUCCAUUUGUGACUUGUGGGGCAACAUAUGUACCAAUUUACCGAGGACAGAAGGACGUCUCUUGCCCUUACUGUAGCUCACGGUUUGUGCCAAGCCAAGAAGGGAAGCUCUGUACUGUUUGUGAUCUUGCAGUGGUUGGUGCAGAUGCUUCGGGGUUGCUAUGUUCUCCAUCUCAGAUUCGAUAAUCAGGCUGCAGGACUAGGAGGAUUCAUCCUUUUUGCAGCAGUUGCGGUCGUGUCGAUUGAUUUAUAUCUGCCAGUAAAUUG